Molecule: messenger RNA, 1254 nt
Organism: Prunus armeniaca (apricot)
Lineage: Eukaryota; Viridiplantae; Streptophyta; Magnoliopsida; Rosales; Rosaceae
Source: the annotation of a GenBank genome assembly
AUGGACCACCGCUUGAUCCGCAAGCUCCGGCCUCGUCUUCUCGCGUGGCUUCGCCGAUCUCGGUCUGGCAGGGUAUUAUUUAUGAAGCGUUUUCCAUACAAGGAUAUAAAGAGAGCAACAGAUGGUUUUCAGAGUAUCAUGUAUACCACUUCUCAUAUAGCUGCUUACAAGGCCAGAUUUCAAGAUGGUGGGGUUGUAUUGAUAAAAGAAAUGAGAGAUUACGAUCAAGGAAAAGAUGCCUUCUACAGAGAAGUGCAACUCUUGGGGCGCUUGCAUCAUCGCCACCUUCUUGCUCUCAAGGGGUUAUCUACUGGACAUAGACGGUUGCUAGUUUUUGACAACAUAGAAAGAGGGAGCUUGAAGGAGCAUCUUACUGAUCCCAUUAGAACUCCCUUGGACUGGAAGACAAGGCUACAAAUAGUCAUUGGUGUGGUAGCUGCAUUGGAAUAUUUGCUUCUCUUCAAUGAACCUCCAAUGUAUCAUGUCUCCAUUAGCUCAAGUAGCAUCAUGCUAGAUGAAAACUUUAAUGCAAAGCUUUCAGAUGUUGGCCUUCAAAGUUCUGGUGAAAAUUAUGUCACAGUACCUCAUACCUCAUGCGCUAAAGAUUGCAUGGGUCAGGAAUGCGGUAACAUCAUGUUCCAGCUUGGGGUGCUGAUACUGGAGCUCAUCACCGGUCAGUCAUCAGAUGACAGGGCUGCUGAUCUGGUUCAAUGGAUCCGAGAGUAUCGCUUCUGUAGCUCCAUUCACAAGAUGCUAGAUCCUGAUCUAGGUAAUAGUUAUGAUUCUAGGGAGCUUAAAAGUCUUCUAGCUGUGGCAAAGUUGUGUGUUAGAUAUGGGGAUAAGCCAAAGAUUUCUAUUCUGCAGCGGUUCCCAAGUUCUAUUUGGGCUAAUUGGACUCAGAUACUGAUCUUCUGUUUUCUCGAAGAGUCCAAUCUGGAUGUUGUGCACAUGAAAACGGCAGCGUCUCUUAAAAUGUUCAAUUGGCUAAAUGAUGGAACCCUAAUAGAUCCUUCUCUAGGAAAAGAAAAAGAGUUGAGUUAUUUUAGAAAGCUUUCAGUGGACCAGAAACAAACACGAGAUGUUAAAAAAAGCAUAUCCAUGUCCAACAAAAAUCCUGCUCAGAAAAAGAGAAAAGCCAAGCGUCUUUGGACUGAGAAAAACUUAGUUGCAACUGCUAUUCCCGAAUCCCCGACUAAUAAUGCUAUAUCACGUGGAACUGUUAUCACACGUCAUACUGUUAUUGGCCGAAAAUAG